Molecule: messenger RNA, 2631 nt
Organism: Ascochyta rabiei
Lineage: Eukaryota; Fungi; Ascomycota; Dothideomycetes; Pleosporales; Didymellaceae
Product: Non-specific serine/threonine protein kinase
Exons: 4
Coding region: 1-2631 (876 amino acids)
Biological process (GO): intracellular signal transduction; regulation of MAPK cascade; protein phosphorylation
Cellular component (GO): cytoplasm
Molecular function (GO): ATP binding; protein serine/threonine kinase activity
Source: RefSeq, a predicted model, not a curated record
AUGGACGAGCGAGACAGCAGCAAGGCGGCACAGGCCCACCGCCGCCUGUCCAAGAAGACACGAGAGCGCGCACCGCCGCCCGUCGCGUACAAUAACAAGUACAGCACCGCCAGCAGCCUGAAGCGUGCCCCGUCUGCCGCCUCGUACUUUGAGCGCUCCGGCAGCUACACCUCCGGCCUUGGCAUCUCUCCAGCCGCCGGCAGCAGCAGCCAUCCUGCCUCGUCGUCGUCCAGCAGCCUCCGCCGCUCGCCCUCGCUGCUCACGCCGCUGACCGAGAGCCGCACGGUGGAUGCGAGCGGCGCAUACCCCUUCCACGACGCCGCCAACACUACCACCGCCUCCGCCAGCCCCACCGCCACCGCCAGCGCCAGCACCACCACCACCACCUCCAGACUCCCCUCGGCCCACCAACUCACCGGCGACUCCUUCACCCACAUCGUCGCCGCCGCCCACAACUCCAAGCAGCCCCGCCCCCCCGGCCCCGUCCACGCCCACACGCUCGACGCCCACUCGCAGCCCUCACGCUUCAAGAAGCCCCCGCGCCUGCGCCAGUCCACGUCCUUCCAGCAGCUCGCCCGCAGGAUGGACACGCCGCCCUCGGGCUCCAAGAGCCCGCGCAACCGCUACAGCGACGAAGGCGAUGGCGCAAAGAGCCGCAGGCCCGACAGCAGCAAGAAAAAGGGCACCUUCUCCACCUUCAUGAGCAACAUGCUGGGCUCGCCGCGCCGCCCUACCAUCUCCACCCCCACCAACCCCAUGCACGUCACCCACGUCAGCAUCGACAACGAGACGGGCGAGUUCACCGGUCUCCCCAAGGAAUGGCAGCGCAUGCUGCAGCAGAAUGGCAUCACAGAGCAGGAGCAGAAGCAGCACCCCCAGGCCGCCAUGGACGUCGUCAACUUCUACAAGAACAACGCCGAGAAGAACGGCGACGACGACGUCUGGGAGAAGAUGGGCGCUGCCCACCCCCACCACCAGUCCUUCAACCCCGCCUACGGAUCCGCCCAGCCCCUCAGUCCCCCGCAAAGUCCACGAUUUCCACGCAACGAGCACGACAGCUUCGAAAACCCCAGAGCUCCGCCCCCCGUACCGCUACCCCGCAGCUUGACCUCGCCCGUCGCCAACACGCCUCAGCUCAAUGGCUCCAUCGUCUCUCACCGACCCGCUCCUCGCCCGCCCGGCGCUGCUUCGACUUCAGCGAACCUCGUCCCGGCCCGAGCUGCCCCUGCCGCCCCUGCCCAGAUCGUCACCCAGCAACCUCCUCGCCAGGAGAACGACACGCCCCAGCUCGUCUAUGCUUCUCCCCAGGCUACAGACAGCGCAUAUGGCACCUCUGCUUCCUCGGCACCGCGCAGCCGCGCCAACACCACAGGCGGGACACCUCCGCAAUACGAGUCUCCCUCCAACAGCCAGACUGCCAUCUCGUCUGCUCAGCAAUACCAGCAACAGCAAGCCCAAGCCAUGGCUGCUGUUCAGCAUUCCAUGAGUGUACACAAGCAGCAGCAGCAGCAGCCGCCGCAGCAGCCGCCACAUCUCGGUCGAAGUGUCAGCCAGAAAGUACCGCAAUCGCAGCCCUUCAACCAUGGGCCUCCAGCACACGUACAGCCCUCGCCGCAGCAACAGCUUGCUCAGCAAAUGGACCCACAGAACAUCCCUCUACCCUCGCAGCAGGCACGCGUUGGCCCAGCGCCUCGUCCUAGGCAACGGCCAAGGCAGAGCCAAGGUCCUGAUAUCGUCGCCAAGCUCAAUGCAAUCUGCACAAACGCCGACCCUACCCUCCGAUACCGUCAGCUGAACAAGAUCGGCCAGGGCGCUUCUGGUGGCGUGUACCAGGCCUAUGAAAUCGGCACCAACAAGUGUGUCGCUAUCAAGCAGAUGAACCUCGAACAGCAGCCCAAGAAAGACUUGAUCAUCAACGAGAUUCUGGUCAUGAAGGACAGCAGGCACAAGAACAUUGUCAACUUCAUGGACAGCUUCCUCGUACGAGGUGAUCUCUGGGUUGUCAUGGAGUACAUGGAGGGUGGCAGCUUGACUGAUGUAGUCACCUUCAACAUCAUGUCAGAGGGUCAGAUCGCCGCGGUCUGCAGGGAAGUCCUGCACGGUCUUCAGCAUCUGCACUCCAAGGGCGUCAUCCACCGAGACAUCAAAUCGGACAACAUCCUUCUGUCCCUCGAAGGCAACAUCAAGCUCACCGAUUUCGGUUUCUGCGCGCAGAUCAACGAGCACCACAACAAGCGCACGACAAUGGUCGGAACUCCAUACUGGAUGGCACCCGAGGUGGUCACACGCAAGGAGUACGGCCGCAAAGUUGAUAUCUGGUCGCUGGGCAUCAUGGCCAUCGAGAUGAUCGAAGGAGAACCGCCCUACUUGAACGAGAGCCCUCUCCGUGCGCUCUGGCUGAUUGCGACAAACGGCACGCCUACCAUCAAGGAAGAACACGCCUUGUCUCCAGUCUUCCGUGACUUUCUCGGAUUCUCACUGAAGGUCGAUCCUGACAAGCGUGCGAGUGCCCAUGAUCUUCUCGUGCACCCCUUUAUCCAGACUUCAGAACCGCUCAACACACUGUCGCCCUUGGUCUUGUCUGCGCGGAAAGCAAGAGCUGACGAGAGGAAGAAGAAGGGCGGUAUGUGA